AUGAAUUCGUGUGAUAACGUCGGCUGGCGCUUCAUUGAGGAGGCUGUUAUUCGCGAUAAAGGCUAUGACGAGGAGGCUAUCCUCACAGCCGUUUUGCAGUCGCACUUCAUUCGUCACGGUUUUGUCAAUUCACUCAAGGCGUUUACCAAAGAGUUGCGUGACCUGGAACAGAGGGGAAAGCAACACCAUAGCGUAUUGGGAGCCAGCGGUGUCUGCGGUAAAGCAGAUGCGAAUGGCGGCGAGAAAGACGGGCAGUUGCAACAAGGAGUUUUGGAGUGUGAAGGAAAUAAUAGUGGGGAAUGGGACACGCGAAAUGGUAAUGACGGUUGUGCCACUGGUGCUGAAUGUGUUGGGUCGGUAUUGGAGGGGAUGCAGGUACGCAAGUGUGUUCAGGUUCUCUGCCACAACGAGGAAUAUGAAAAGGCAGCCGCGCUUUUACCAAGCAGUAAUGAAAUGAAAGUGAGACUGCUUGCUUUGGAGGCCGUAAAACGCGCCAAGAGAAAUCAGUCUGCCGCUAUAUCUUUCCUAUGCAAGCAAGUUGGUCCCUUAAUUUACAAACUCCCUGAUGCUGUAACGGCCCACCACAUCUUUGUCGAAUCUUUAGGUGCUGUAACUGGCGUUAAUGGUUCUUGUUGGGAAGUUCCUUCACCCUGCGCAAUAGCGCGGGAGGUGAAUGAGUCGCUGUUGGACAGCAGCGAACCGAGUGCACUUGACGUAUUGCUGUCGUGGUCUGAGUUACAGCAAGCGGCGAGGAGUGUGGAAAAAGAAUUACAUCAUAAGUCAACUUUUCCCUUUCCGGUUAUGGUGUCUGACAGAAGUUGA
Molecule: messenger RNA, 822 nt
Organism: Trypanosoma brucei brucei TREU927
Lineage: Eukaryota; Euglenozoa; Kinetoplastea; Trypanosomatida; Trypanosomatidae
Exons: 1
Coding region: 1-822 (273 amino acids)
Source: RefSeq, a predicted model, not a curated record